AUGAACAAAAACGCGCUCAAUAGGAACGCCUUGAAUGGCCGCAUUCUGAAUGGCGGCCACAUUGAGAACACUCACACUUUGAACGGCCAUGCUCAGAACGGCUGCGCUGUGAACAGUCACACGCAACAUGGACACUCUAAUACGGAGUGCUCUGUCUCACCAGUCCCUGAUCUUUGGAUCACCGGCAUUGGCUCGCAAUAUCCUCCAUACUUGAUCCCGCCUCAAAAGUUUGUCGACUGGGCCCAGAGAUAUCAUGAUGUUGAAAAGCCAGUGUAA
This is a messenger RNA of Colletotrichum spaethianum, 276 nucleotides long. Its product is annotated as highly reducing polyketide synthase gloL. The transcript has a single exon. The record is from RefSeq and is a predicted model, not a curated record. Lineage: Eukaryota; Fungi; Ascomycota; Sordariomycetes; Glomerellales; Glomerellaceae. The coding region runs from base 1 to 276 and encodes 91 amino acids.